AUGAAAGGCGCUGAUUUCCCGCCGAUCCUUCUGGCUCCUCUCCUUAUCUUUGCCACGCAAGUGGGGACUGUGGAUGCGGGCAGCCCCUUCUCGGGCUCUCGCUCUGGCGGCCAGCAGCCGCCCCGAGAUGCCCCGAGUUUCUCCCGGCAGCAGAGAAAGAGCUUAGCGAUGGAUUUCAUCGUGCCGUCGCUGUUCCGGACCUACCUGAGGGAGCUGGUGCUGGGCGACGCGGGCAGAGGCGAAGCCUUGGGCGGGUUCAAGGCGCACUGCAGCCUGGUGCUGGACUGCCCGCCGCUUUUGCGCGCCGCCAGCUCUUGGCAGCCGAGGAGCGGAGCCUCGGAGCCCGCCGGCCGCGCCAGAGCCCAGUCCAAGGUGCUGAAAGGCGGUGCGGUGCGAAAGCUGCGCCGCGCCAAGCAGCUGGUGCUGGAAGUGGGCGAAGCCAACCUAAGGGACGACUGUGCGUGGCGUUCCGAGGAAGGAGUCGUGGCGACGGCGAGCCGGCUCGAGUUUACCCUCACCGAGGAAUUCAGCUGGUGGAUCCGCUCCGGGGAAGGCAGGCUGAGAGUUCGGUUGAUGCCCGAAAAGAAGGCAUCGUUCUUGGGCAGGGAAGGCAGCUUAUCAGCGGCCAUCAGGGCAUCCCGGCCCCGCCUAUUUUUCCAGAUGGCCACCAGAGAUAUCAGCAUUCCAGAAUCGCCAACAAACAGUCCCCCACAUUCUUUGGAUUUCACUGCCUGGAACUUGUCCUGGGUGAUGAAAGAUUCCUCCCCUUCCUUCAUUCCAAGAGGGCGGCACUUUUUUGAUUGCAAUUUUGAAACACCCUGUGAUCUAGAAUAUUCCCCACCACUGAGGGAGAGCCAUAACAGAUCCUGGCAUAGACUAAAUGCAGAUGAGCUCUCACAGCUUCAUGUUCUGGAUGGUCCAGAGAGAGACUACUCUGCAGGUUCUACAAAAGGUUCAUUCUUGUAUCUUAAUACAUCAGAAAAUAUGAACUUCCUCCUUUUGAGUCCAUGGCUGAGAAGCAGCAGUGAAAACUGCAUGGUGCAAGUGGCUGUCUACAAAUACUUCCAACCAAAUGGGAAGUAUGUUGCUCAGGUCCUCCAUGCUAAUGAAAGCCACAUCAAAGCCCCAUUGAUUCCUGGCAGAGAAAAAUAUGGUUGGGUGCUUCUUCAACAAAGGGUUGGAUAUCUAGAAAAGCCUUUUCGGAUCUCCUUGGAGUAUACUGCUAAUGGAAACAGGAGUGUAGCUGCUGUUGAUUCAUUUGCAAUGAAGAACUGCAGCACAGGACCUCCAUCUGUCUCUAAAAUGGCUCUUCAGAGUUAUUUCAGCUGCUGGAAUGGAACAGUGAUCAAGCUGAGACGGGUGUGUGACUUCAUCAAAGAUUGUGCAGAUGGAGAAGAUGAAGGACAGAUAUGCAAAAACCUCCCUACUGGUUUCUAUUGCUCCUUUGAGGAUGGAGAGUGUGGCUGGACUCAGAGCUCAUCAACUUCAUCAAAGGCCCAACUGUGGCAUAUUGGGAAUCCAGAAUAUCAACACUUUUGUUCACUGAAAGAAUGUGCCCUUUUGCUUAACACCAGUGAGAGUCCCAAUGCAGAGACAGUUAUGGUGACUAGUGCUGUAUUUCCAGCUCCAAUGAAGAAUUCUCCCUGUGAGCUUCAGAUAUCAUGGCUCCUCCAAGGCACAUUGCUUGGAGAUGUCUCCCUUGUCCUUGUUGAGAACAAGACUGGAAAAGAGCAGAGCAGAAAGCUCUGGCACUUGAAUGACCAGAAAGGAUUGGGAAUAUGGCAAAAGAUGAUCAGACCUCUCCCUGAUGUUUUUGACAGAUUUUGGCUUCAGAUUAUUGCAUCCUGGAAAGCUGGAUCAGAAGCCAUCAUUGCCUUUGAUAAUGUGUCUCUCAGCCUGGACUGUUAUCUGACAAUCAAUGAAGAGAAGACAUAUCGACAUAACAGACCAGAUGCAGGCAAUCUGCUCUAUGAAAGAGGUAGGGGAGAAGGACAUUUUGAAGAAAAACCAACACAGUUUACUGUUCCAGUUGGCUUUGGAGUCAUCCACAGGUUCAAAAGAAGUCAUUGUGAGAGAACUUCUGGACUUUUUCAGUAG
Molecule: messenger RNA, 2097 nt
Organism: Pantherophis guttatus
Lineage: Eukaryota; Metazoa; Chordata; Lepidosauria; Squamata; Colubridae
Source: RefSeq, a predicted model, not a curated record